CACCGCUCACACUUUCUCGUCAUCUUUCUCUCGCGCUCUGAAUCUCUCAAACGAAUUUCACAAUGAUCCACAAACCCUAAUCCCAAACCAGCAAGAAGAUUCAGUAAUGGAAGAUGCAAACGAUUCCUUGUUCGAUUCUAUGCUUGUUGAUUCAAGUUCAAAACUCAUUCAAAAUGGCUUCGCCAGAUCUCAAAGUUCAGCAGAGGAGUGUGUAAUGUUUGUAAACGUGGGAGGGGAAGCGACUAAUGAAGGAGCUGAUGGAGUGAAGUUUCUGAGUGACACUUUUUUUGACGGUGGCGAUGUUUUCCUCACGAAUGAGGCGAUUGUGGAAGGUGGAGAUUACCCGUCGAUUUAUCAGUCAGCUCGGGUGGGAAGUUUUAGUUAUAGAAUUGAUAACCUUCCUCCUGGACAAUAUCUUGUUGACCUGCAUUUUGUUGAGAUUAUUAAUGUAAAUGGGCCGAAAGGAAUGAGGGUGUUCAAUGUUUACAUACAAGAAGAAAAGGUUCUAUCUGAAUUGGAUAUCUAUGCAGCUGUUGGAGUCAACAAGCCACUUCAGCUGAUUGAUUGUCGGGCCACUGUGAAGGAUGAUGGGGUGAUUCUCAUAAGAUUUGAGAGUUUAAAUGGAAGACCAAUUGUCAGUGGGAUCUGCAUUAGGAGAGCGUCAAAAGAGUCAGUUCCACCAGUGCCAAGCGAUUUCAUUGAAUGUAACUACUGUGCUGCGCAGAUUGAAAUUCCUUCAUCACAGAUAAAAGUUAUGCAGACAAAAUCUACAGCAAAGUAUGAAAAUAAGAUAAAGGAGCUUACUAUGCAGUGCGAGCUCAAGGCAAAAGAAUGCUAUGAGGCAUGGACGUCAUUAACUGAAAUGAGUAGGGAAGUGGAAAAAGUCCAGAUGGAGCUUGAUCAAGUGACAUUUAAGUCAUUCACUACAGAACUAACUGCCGAAAAACAAGCUGAGAACCUGAGGAGUAUUUCUAACAGAUAUGAACUUGAUAAGAAGAAAUGGGCAGAAGCAAUUAUCAGUUUACAGGAAAAAGUACAGUUGAUGAAGAGUGAGCAGUCUCGGCUUUCCUUCAAAGCACAUGAAUGUGUUGAUUCGAUCCCUGAAUUAAAUAAGAUGGUUUAUGCAGUACAGGAGUUGGUUAAGCAGUGUGAAGAUCUUAAAGUGAAGUAUUAUGAAGAGAUGACACAGAGAAAGAAGCUCUUCAAUGAAGUUCAAGAGGCUAAAGGAAACAUCAGAGUUUUUUGCCGUUGUCGACCAUUGAAUAAGGUUGAAAUGUCAUCUGGGUGUACAACAGUUGUGGAUUUUGAUGCAGCAAAAGAUGGAUGCCUUGGGAUUUUGGCAACUGGCUCCUCUAAAAAAUCAUUCAGAUUUGACAGGGUUUAUACACCAAAAGAUGAUCAAGUUGAUGUUUUUGCUGAUGCAUCAUCAAUGGUAAUCUCUGUGCUGGAUGGCUACAACGUUUGCAUCUUUGCGUAUGGACAAACAGGAACAGGAAAAACAUUUACUAUGGAAGGAACAGAGCAAAAUAGAGGUGUAAAUUACAGGACUCUUGAGCAUUUGUUUAGAGUUAGUAAGGAAAGGAGUGAAACAUUUUCAUACGACAUAUCUGUUAGUGUGCUCGAGGUUUACAAUGAACAAAUCAGAGACCUAUUGGCUACGGGACCAGCAUCAAAAAGGUUGGAGAUAAAACAAAAUUAUGAAGGACAUCAUCAUGUACCUGGUGUUGUAGAAGCCAAGGUUGACAACAUAAGUGACGUGUGGACUGUACUGCAAGCUGGAAGCAAUGCUAGAGCAAUUGGAAGUAAUAAUGUUAAUGAACAUAGUAGUCGAUCUCAUUGCAUGCUAUGUAUAAUGGUAAAGACUAAAAAUUUGAUGAAUGGUGAGUGUACCAAGAGCAAGCUUUGGCUUGUGGAUUUGUCAGGCAGUGAGAGACUUGCAAAGACGGAUGUGCAAGGAGAGCGACUUAAGGAGGCACAAAAUAUUAAUCGUUCUCUUUCUGCUCUUGGAGAUGUGAUAUCCGCUUUAGCUGCCAAAAGUAGUCACAUUCCAUAUAGGAAUUCUAAGUUGACACAUUUACUCCAAGACUCACUAGGAGGUGACUCAAAAACUUUGAUGUUUGUACAAAUAAGUCCAUCAGACCAGGAUGUCGGUGAGACUCUGAGCUCACUUAAUUUUGCAACUAGAGUGAGGGGCGUUGAGUUAGAUCCUGUUAAGAAGCAAAUUGAUACAGGCGAACUUCAAAAGACAAAAGCAAUGCUUGACAAAGCACGAAGUGAGUGCAGAAGUAAAGAAGAAUCCUUGAGGAAAUUAGAAGAAAGUUUGCAAAACAUUGAGAGCAAGGCCAAGGGAAAGGAUAAUAUCCACAAAAAUCUACAAGAAAAGAUUAAAGAACUUGAAGGCCAGAUUAAGCUCAAAACAUCCAUGCAAAACCAAUCAGAGAAACAAGUUUCUCAAUUAUGUGAAAGGUUGAAGGGAAAAGAAGAAACCUGCUGUACUCUUCAACAUAAGGUCAAAGAGCUAGAGAGAAAAAUAAAAGAACAACUGCAGACAGAGACAGCAAAUUUCCAACAGAAGGUUUGGGAUCUAGAAAAGAAGCUGAAAGAUCAGUUGCAAGGGUCUGAGUCUGAAUCUUCCUUUCUAAAAGAUAAGAUCAAGGAGCUUGAGAGAAAACUGAAAGAGCAGGAGCAGAACUCGGAAUCCUUGUUAAAACAAUAGAUGAAGGAACUAGAGGAGAAACACAAGGAGCGAGAGCAACAGUGGCAGCAAACUCAUUGUUAUGUUGAAGCAGUAAAGGAGGCGGCCACACCUGAUAUAGGUAAAAGCCGCACAAGUGAAGAAUGUCCAAAUGAUAUUGAGAGUCACAUGAAAUUUCGUCCCAAAUCCGUUCCAAAAUCGUAUGAAAUUUUUAUAACAUAUUCAAACAAGGAAUUUUCCCAUGAAUUUCGCACGAAUUUCCUUAAAAAAACAAAUCCGUCCCAAAACCGUGUGAAAUUUUGAGAUGGAUUUCGGACGGAAGGUUUUAAUUUUAUUUUUAAUUGUGAAAAUUCUAUAUCCCCUGUGUCCACAUCAAAAUUUCCCUCUGUGUGUUGCUUCCUCUCAUAACUAGAUUUACUUUUCCAUAACCCUAAAAUCAAUUUCACAAUCAAUUUCUCAAACUCUUCAAUCAAUUCCUUCCAAAAACUUGUACCAUUUCUCAAGCUCUUCAAGGUUAGCUUCUCUUCUCUUCAGAUUUGAGGUUCUCAGUUUUUUUUUUUUUUUAAUUUCUCAAGCUUUUCAAGGUAUUACCAUUCACUCUCUAUAUUAUAAUAUGUGUUCUUGUCAACAAAUCAACCAUGUACCCAUAAACUUGUGCCUGAUUCUUUGUUCAAUUUCAGGGUUUAUUUUGUUUUAUUUAUUAGGGUUUUUAGUGUGCUUAACUACCUAGACCUGGAUUCAUGUUUGAUGUUGAAAUAUAUUGUGGGUUUUGUGCGUUUUUGCUGUUCCAAUUGGGUGUAUGUUGUGGUUUGUGUUUUAUUGGCCUGUUCCAACAGGUACUCAUUAUGUGGUUUGCGUUUUUGUGGUUUGCAUUUUCGCUGUUCUUGAGUUGUUGUUUAUCAGGACUAUAUAUCUUAUUAGGAUCUUUGGCUAGAUUUACACCCUUAUGUAUUCAAAACCUGAGUACUAGAAUGCUAAUUUCUUGAAUGGUGUUGAGAUAUUUUAACAAAAUAACGUUGAACUAUUGUAAUUUAUGUUGAACUUUGUUGUGUUUUGUGUUGCUCCUGUGUGAUGAUUUUAAACAUUUGGUCUAUUUUAGAGUUAAAAGACAUUUAAGAAUGUUUAUUUGUUAAUGUUUCUUGUUUUACUUUCUUUUUUAGUUACUGGUUCUACUCAUGACAUUAAAUUAAAUUGCAGGAAUGAAUUGUUGCUUCAACGAGUCACGUGUGACUUAUUAUCUUGAACAAGAACCUCACCCAUCAUCCUCCAAAAGCUUGAACCACCUUUUCCAGAGUAUGUUCCAUUAUCUUCAAUUGGUUUCUUUAUGUGAGAAUUCUGUUGUGACUUUUCUAUCUAUUCAUGGGGGCUGUUUUCAAUUAGUAGUGGUAAAUAUAGCUAUAGUAAUUUGAUGUUAUUGCUCAUAUUUAUGAAUUUUACUACUAAUUGUUACCAUCACAGAUUUACCUUUUGCUAUACAACGAAAUGAAAUGCAUAUAAGGUUGAUUAAUUGACUAAAAAACACUACUAGCUUAAACCAUAAGCACAAUCAGUAUGGCUUUGAUCUUGAAGAACUUUUCUAUGAAUGAACUAUUAACUGUUGCAGCAGUAUUAUUAGCAAUCCUCCUUCUUUGUGCUUAUAGUUUGAACAAAGAUGAGUUCCCUUUCCGACUUUGUGUUUGGUGUAUCAACUUCAGCUUACCAAGUUUGUUCUUCUCUCUCUUUUUUCAAUUCCUAAUGUUAUGCUUUUGCAUUUUCUUUAUAUUCAUGUAUGAUUAUUCCCAAAUGAUAUAACACAUUGUAGUAGUAUUUUGACAUUAUGUUGCUCAUUAAGAUCAAACCAUAUAUAUUUUUAGAGUUAUAGCAUGUUCAUUUCAGACAAUUGAACCAAACAUAUAGAUUUUUUUCUCUCCAAAAAGUAGUUGUGGGAUUUUUCAUAAAAAAGCUGAUUUAGGUGCUUAGAAAUAAUAUGAUUAUAAUAAGUGUGUGGUCAAUGAAAAAGAAUGUUAAAUAAGUAAUCCUUAUUCUAAACAAACAUAUACUACUUUAUGCUUUAUGCAAAGAUGUUGCUAUUUUUAAUCUUAAACAAUCCAUUUGGUGAUUAUCCUUAUAUAAUGAAAAAGAAUGUUGGAUCAAGGCUUCCUUCCUUCACAGCAAAGGAAUCAAAUCUGAUCAAGAGCUCAAUUGACUUCUUAGGAAUAAACUUUUUACAGCUUAGUAUAUGUUAAGAACAAUCCUACAAGCCUGGACAUGGACGAUAGAGCCUGAACAAUCCUGCUAGUUCAGUUGAGUGUGUAUCUGUUUGUCUUGUGUUCGAGUACGUCAUCUUUUGAAGAAAGUAUUACUCAAAUUUAUGUUAAUUUACUUGAGUAUUGACUAGUGAACAAUUUAGUCAUGUUAUUUUGUGAUAUAUUGUGCCAGAACAUUGAGCACAUAUAUGAAUCUAGUUUGUAUAAUUUUGUUUUAGACAAUGAGUAUUUGUUUACUCUUGAA
This is a messenger RNA of Medicago truncatula (barrel medic), 5185 nucleotides long. Its product is annotated as kinesin-like protein KIN-14R. Gene Ontology annotation, molecular function: ATP binding; microtubule binding; microtubule motor activity. The coding region runs from base 107 to 2716 and encodes 869 amino acids. Lineage: Eukaryota; Viridiplantae; Streptophyta; Magnoliopsida; Fabales; Fabaceae. The record is from RefSeq and is a predicted model, not a curated record. Gene Ontology annotation, cellular component: microtubule cytoskeleton. The transcript is spliced from 19 exons. Gene Ontology annotation, biological process: microtubule-based movement.